Molecule: messenger RNA, 4722 nt
Organism: Microplitis mediator
Lineage: Eukaryota; Metazoa; Arthropoda; Insecta; Hymenoptera; Braconidae
Product: protein phosphatase PTC7 homolog
Exons: 5
Coding region: 575-1486 (303 amino acids)
Source: RefSeq, a predicted model, not a curated record
AAAUGUCCCAAGACUUUACCAUCUAAAUCACCAAGAACUGAAUGAUGAAAGCCCGCAUGUGAUCAUUGGUGUUGGUGAUCAUUUUCGAUCACACUAAUGAGGGAGUGACGAACAGUUAAAAUAAAAAAACAAAAGUAAAAACUCAAUUAGUAAAUUUAAAAAAAUCCAGUGCACUUUUAAAUGGAUUCAAACUCAAUUAGUGGAGUGAAUGAAAAUAACCUCGUCAUAAAUACCACAUAUAUAUAUCCAUUGUUAUAAAUUAACUCAACAAUAUUAAUACUAAAUCCAUAUAUAUAAAUAUACAUAAAUAAAACAAAUAUGAUUUGGGUACACGAUUGAAUCUCCAAGGAGUUAAUCGUGUUAUAGUUCUUUAGCAAACGUGAGAUUAAAGUCCACGGUGAUUACAGCAGCUUUUAAACAAUAAUUUGAAUUUGAAUUUAAAUUUAAAUAAUAAUAAUAAUAAUAAUAAUAAUAAAGUGUUCACUAGGAGUUAAUAUGAAAUAUUAUUUAAUUUAAAUAAAUUUAAAGUAAAUAAAUUAUUUAAAAAAUUAAAAAAAAAACUAGACAUUUAAAUAUGCAAUCAAUUUAUUGGACUGGAAGAAUUUUAUCACGAGCACUUUGGAAUGGAAUUUCGAGCUACACGACGUGUGCUGACCCAGCAGUUGUCAAAAAACGAGAAGCGUCACUUAUAUCUGCAGUCUGCGGUUUUCCAAAAGAUUUUUCUCGAGGGAAAUUAAGAAAAGGACAAUUUGGAGACGACGCCUGGUUCACUGCUAAAUUCAAAGCUGUCGAAGUCAUUGGAGUCGCGGAUGGAGUUGGGGGCUGGCGUCACUACGGCAUAGACCCGGGUGAAUUCUCGAGCUACUUGAUGAAAACUUGCGAACGUCUAGUCUCUUUAGGUAAAUUUGUUCCCAAUGAACCUGCAGGUUUGCUAGCGAGGAGUUACUACGAGCUGUUGGAAAAUAAACAGUCGAUUUUAGGAAGUAGUACUGCGUGUGUUAUUGUAUUAAACAAAGAAACAAGUAGUAUUUAUGCUGCUAAUAUUGGAGACAGCGGCUUUGUCGUUGUACGAAAGGGCAAAGUCGUUCAUCGCUCGUCUGAACAGCAGCAUUACUUCAAUACUCCGUUCCAAUUGUCGUUGCCGCCACCUGGACACUCCGAUUUAGUUCUUAGUGACAGUCCAGAGUCUGCGGACACGUCGAGUUUCGGUGUAGAAGACGGCGACGUAAUUCUAUUAGCAACAGACGGCGUUUUUGAUAAUGUUCCAGAUCAGUUACUAGUCACGGAGAUGAUUAAAGUCGAAGGUGAAAGAGAUCCUUCUAAAAUUCAAGGCGUUGCUAAUACGAUAGCUUGGAUGGCACGAAGUCUUGCAUUUGAUGCUGAUUUUUUGUCACCUUUUGCUCAAAGUGCCAGACAAAAUGGUAUCGAGGCUAUAGGUGGAAAGCCAGAUGACAUCACGGUGCUAUUAGCUACAAUAGCAAUUUAAUUAAUUAACUAAUGAACAUGUAUGAUAAUUUUCCCGUCUGAUACUCACACUUGGUCAUUGUAUUAUAGUUCAUCCUCAUGUCAUACAUGUACCAUAUAAAUAAAUAUAAAUUUAGAUUAUUUCACUCGUAACUGUACUCCACUGUUACCAUUAAAUUAUUUAAUGACAAGUGGUAGAAAAAAUCCAUAGAAAAAUGUGUGAUAAUAAAUUUCUUUAGCUUUUUUUCUUUUUAUUCAGAUCUUUAUAUUUUUUUUAAGUUAUUAUUUUUUAUGUCGACCGCAAAUAUUUAAAUUUCUUAUACUUUUUUUUUUUUUUUUUUUUUUUUUUUAUUAACAAUAAUUACAUUUUAAAAAUUUCACUGACAAUAUUUAUUACAUACAAGUUAAUCUAUUUAUAUUUUUUUCUUGUUCUUGUACAUCUUGUACUUUUUUUGGAAGAAAAAAAUCCAGUCUAUUUAAAUUACAUUUUUUUUUAAAUCAAUUAGUUAUCAAAGUUUAUUAAUUUAAAUUAACGUGCUUUAAUUAUCAAAUAAAUAUAUAAAUAAAUAUUGUUAAAAAAAAAAAGUAAACCCGUGUGUUGAAUUUCAAAAAUUCCGAGUUCCCUGACAUUAAUUAAAAUAAUUAUAAAUUUAAAUUAAUAUUUGAAUGAUUGUUAGAAUUUGUCGAUAAUUUUCAGACAAAAAAAUUCGCAUACUUUAGACUUAAUGUAAUUAUCCUAGAUACUUUUUUUUUUUAUGAUAUCUCUUGUUCACCCAUAAAUAUUUAUGAAAUUUACUAUCUAUAUUUACAAAUCUGUUUUACAAAAAUCUUCACUCAAUGUGCGAUUACAUAAAGUAGUAAAAAUAAACUGAGUAAUAAUCCCGUUAAAUUAACAACAAAUUACGAUACAAUAUUACAAAAUAAUAAUAAUAAUAAUAAUAAUAAUAUUAGACAUGGCAAUGGAAAUUUAUGGUGAGUGAAAAAUUAACCAGCAAUAUCACUCAUUUAAUGUCCGCAUAGACAAUAAAUGCAUUAAUAUAUAUACAUAUUGAUGUAUAUAUAUAUAUUGUUUUUUAAUUUCUGCUGGGAUUCAAUUUACAAAGUAUUUUAUUUAAUGCACAUCAGCUUCUUGGCCCCAUGCGAACCCUCCAGGUCUGUCUUCGGGAAGUGGAGCGUAAUCUGAAUCUUCUGGACGUUCGUCGAACAAAUUUUUACUAAAAAAAAUUGGAUUGAUUUUAGAAUAAUAGUAUGACAAGGGAUGAAAACGAUUUCAGAUCAGGGUGAAGGUUGACAUCACCCGCAGUCUAAAAUCUGUUUCUUCCUGAGUUACACGCGAUAUUUUUCAUGAUUACCUGCAUUGGAACUUAAAUUUUCAGUAGUAAAGUCAGAACAAGUUAAUUUAAGACCAAUGGUGCCAUCAACUAUUAAAUUGUCAUUUGCAAUUUGUAAUUAAGCAGAAACUAAAAAUACUAUUUGUUGGCUCCCUGCCUUCAUAAAUCCGGAAUAAUUUCUCAUGCAAAAAUUUCUCAGCAAUAAUUACUCAAACAAAAAUUGAUCCGACACAAAGAUUUAUUCAUCAAGAAUAAAUAUUUGUGGUGAGAAAAUAUGCCUUGAGAAAUUAUUGCAUAAGAAGAAAAAGACGGUCGCCCUAUUUGUUAUUCACUAAUUUUUGAAAAACUUAAUCACAGUCAGAACUGUCAGUUACGUAAAUAAAAUUACUAUUGAAAAAUGACAAGUAUCAGAGUUUAAAUUGCGAAAGUCUUCAGCAGUGGGCAGAAAGAUUAAUUGUUUGUUUCCAAGGGACGAAACAAAUUUUAUUCCCUGAUUAAACAACUGAAUUCGAGCGAAUUAAAAAUUUUAAUUCUGUUAUAUUCUGUCGAAUUCCGCAAAACAGAAUUAAACUGAAUUGAAAAUUUGAAUUUGAAUUAAACAGAAUAAAACCGAUUUAAAAAUUUCAAAUUCAGUUUAAUUCGGAUUCAGAACCAGAAAUUGGAUAAUUAUUUUCGAAUUAAUCAGAAUUAAACCGAAUAGAAUUAUUUAAAUUCGUUUUAAUUUGGACAAAUUUUGGUUUUCCUGCCGAAUUAGACAGAAUUCAUUUUUAAGUUAGCUACCGAAUUAACAGAAUUUAUCUGAAUUAAAUAGAAUUAAAAAUUUAAUUCUGUUUAAUUCGAUCAAAUCCAGUUGUUUAAUCAGGGUUCUGCCCGCUGACUGAAGGCUUUCAAAAUUUACGCACUUGAUAUUUAUUCGCGGCAUUGGACUGAAAUUCGCUUCUUUUGACUGAAUGUAGGGACACUAAAACUUUAAAUUUCGAUGCUGGUAAGGCAACAGACCUAGUACCCGAUCAAGGAACUAGUUCCCUGAUUGGAUACUGAGUCUCAAUGGAGGCACUGAAACUUCAAGUUUCGAUGCUGAUAUCAUGAAAAAUAUUAAUAUAAUUAAUAAUAAUGAUAAUUACAGUAUUUGCGGAGUUUUAAUGAUCCUAAAACCUCCUCCAACUUGAUUUGGAAAAACAUCUUCAGCAAAAUAAUACAUAUGUCCAACAGCCAUACCAACUAAAUCUACCCAGAUAACGUUUCCAAGAAGUAAAGAGAAACCCAGAAGAACCCACGGUAAAAAUGGAGCCUAAAAAAAUUUUAUUCAUGUAGAUAAGAUUUAAAAAUGUAUAAAAAAUGAUGUCAAGUCGCGAAUGUAAAUUAAUUGAAUUAAUUUAUUAUGAUAAAAAAAAAAUUACCCGGAAGUUGAGUAGACCAAAGAAAUUCAUUCUGACAAACGGAGUCCGUCUAGACCACACAUAAACUAACAUCAGUGUAAAUGCAUGUCCUAAAAAUAAUAAAUUAACGAAGAAUGCAAAUAUCUAUCAGAUUGUCAAGGAAAAAACUAAACAAUGGAACUAAAUUAUAAAUUUAAAUUUUUACGACUAAUCACAAGAUGUAAUUUUGUUUACUGUCGUUAUCGUUUUUUAAUUUCAAAGGAUACUAUCAUACAGACACCACCAAAUAUGAACAUCAUAACAAAAUCAGCUGUCCUUCCACGGAAUGGACCCUCUUCCAACAUCCGGCAAUAGCGAUAAGUAAAUAUCAUAUUGAAAAAAAAAUUGAACCCAACAGUACCAAAGUACAAAAAUGUCGUGACAAGUCGCCAUAUCUGAAAAAAAAAAUAUUGAUAAUUAAUAUCUUAACAAUAAAUAAAAAUUUUUGAAUGAGUGUGAAUAUAGCAGACGAGAUAAUUAAUAAAUUUUAAAUAAAUAAAUUAAAAUAA